AUGGGGCUGCGGCUGCGGGCGCAGGUGGGAGCCGCGCCCGGCGCAGGGCUGGACGCGGCGGUGCAGGGGUACCCCUUCGAGGCCUGGGGGCUCUCGGGGCCCGAGCUGCUGGGGCUGGACGCGCGGGCCCUGGAGGCGCUGGGCGUGUGGCCCGUGGGACACCAGGAGCUGCUGCUGGAGGCCGUGGAGCAGCUCCGUAACCUGGACACAGGGCUGGCGAGUACCAGCCUGAGGACACUGACGGAGAGGCUGCAAGAGCUGGCACAGGGCAUCCAGAGCCUGGUGCAGGGGGAGCUGCCAGCAGGGGAUGCCCCCCAGCCACCUUCCCUCACCCUCCUGGCCCGAGUCAUCGACCUGGUCGGGGCUGCCAAGGAACUCUUCUCCUGGCUCAACAGGUACCUCUUCUCCACCCUCAACGACUUCUCGGCCAGCCGGGACAUCGUCCUGCUCUGUGCCCAGCUGGCAGAGACGCUGCAGGCGGUGAGUGCCCGGGGCUGGCUGCUCUCCUGCCCCCAGAGCUCUGCCAGCUGGUGUGGGGCAAAAACUGGAGUGAGGGGAGAUGGGGUGCAGGGGGUUCCCCAUAGGGUCCCUCCAUCUGGGAUGGAGCCAUCCCACCACGCUCAGGCCGAGAGGAACAGCGGGAUCCUGCAGAUUUGCCAGCACAUCGUGGGCAUCUGCCAGAGCAUCGUGGGCUGCAGCCCCCCGGCACUGCUGGAUCGCAGGGCUGUGCUGCAGCGUGUGGGGCUGGUGCUGCCCCCCGGCCCACAGGGCAGCCCCCCGAUGUCCCCCAGCACCCCAACACUGCCCCUUGGCCUGUGGCAGAGCCCCCCAACAUCCCCUGACGUGCCAACGCUGCCCCCCAGCCAAUGGAGCAGCCCCCCAGGAUCCCCUGACACCCCAACAGCACCCUCUGAUCUCCUGGGGAGCCCCCAGGCACUCCUCAGUGCCCGACUGGGCUUUGAGAUCACCUCCACCAGCUCCUGCCUGCACUUCGUGUCUGCAACCACCUCAGAGGUCUUGGCUGCCCACGGGGGCCACAUCCUGCCCGGGGAUGAGAUCGUGCAGGUCAACGAGCAGCUGGUGGUGGGCUGGACACCUGUCAACCUGGCGAGGAAGCUGCUGGAGAAGGGGAACAGAGUGACUUUGGUGCUGAAGAAGAUUCCCCUCGACCUGCCCAGCUCACCCCCCUCUCCCAGGCAGCAGCCCCCAGGAGCAUUCCUGGAUGCUGCAAAUUCCCCUGGCACCAGGAGCAGCGAGAGCCCAGGCAGCCCCGUGUCCCUGACCUCCAGCGUUGCGGCCGACUUGGACUCGGGAGCAGACUCUGCCCCGGAUCCCGUCACUGACGAGGAGCAGGAAGAGGACGAGCGGGAUCCGAGGCUGCCCGGGGCCGUCCCAGCUGAGGAGGAGCUGCCAGGACUGCCAGGACAGGGUAGGACGGGAGCAGAGGGUGUCUGGGAUGGAGCAAUUCCCCCAGAACAUGACGCUGCAGCCCUGCUCGCUGUUCAUAGGUGCUGCUGCAGAGGAGGUGUGGGACAGGCUGUGGUGCUGCCGGAGAGGCUCAGCAAACACUGCCCUGCACUGUCACUAAAAUCUCAUCUCCAUCUCCCCGCCCAGGGCAGCCCCCGCACGGGACGCAGACCAAAAGGAGUGGCGACCAGGCUGAGCCGCCGGCGGGUCUCGUGCCGGGACCUGGGCCGGGUGGACUGCGAUGGCUGGCUGCUCAAGAAGAAGGACCACGCGGCAUUCAUGGCCCAGAAGUGGAAGCGGUGCUGGCUGGUGCUCAAGGGCCACACGCUCUACUGGUACAACCACCCCAACGAUGAGAGGGCUGCAGGACUCAUCAACGUGGCCACCUACAGCCUGGAGAGCACGAGGGAGCAGAAGAAGAAAUAUGUGUUCCAGCUGUGCCACCAGACAUACAAGCCCUUCGUGUUUGCUGCUGAAACUUUGGCUGACCUGAGCAUGUGGGUCAGUCGCCUGGUCACAGCCAAAACAAAGUACACGCUGGCCCACCAGGGAGUCCCAGACAAGGAAGAAGACUGCUACAGUGAGACAGAAGCUGAGGACCCUGAUGAUGAGUCCCCCAGGCACGGAUCUGACUCGGCAAGGAAGAAGCUGCAGAACACCCCAGAGAAGGCUCAGCUCUCCCCAGCCAGCAGCCCCCAGGGCAGCCCCCGGCCCUGCUCCCCCAUGGACCCCGCUGGGGAGGAUCUGGAGAGCCUGAUGCUGUGCCUGAGGCAGGGCGGGGUGUCCCUCAUGGGGCAGCGGCGCUUCCUGACGCAGGAGCAGUGCCGAAAAUCCUUCCUGCGGCGCAACAAGAACCCGCACAUCAACGAGAGGGUGCACGCCGUGCGGGCCCUGCAGAGCACGCUCAAGGCGAAGCUGGCGGAGCUGCAGGCGCUGGAGCAGCUGCUGGGAGAGGCCACGCUCACCUCGGACACGUUCAGGCGCUGGAAGGAGGAGCACCAGGAGCUGUACCAGGAGCUGAGGGAGGGCUGGGCAGGGCAGCAAGGCCAGGGCUACGAGCACGGGGAUGCUGGAGACCAGCACAGCCCCCACCAAGAGGCAGCUGAGCCCUGA
This is a messenger RNA of Sturnus vulgaris (Common starling), 2580 nucleotides long. The record is from RefSeq and is a predicted model, not a curated record. NCBI's taxonomy places the organism in Eukaryota, Metazoa, Chordata, Aves, Passeriformes, Sturnidae.